AUGAGCUAUCCUGGAAAAACUGAUCUUGGUCUCAGGCACUUUCAUGUGAAUCACAGCGCCAACGUAGGCAGUGGAGCCCAGGAAUUCUGGAGCUCUGAACACCCGCUCCCUUUCUGCGAGAGACCAAAACUCCUGCCUCACUUGGUGUCACAGAAGUCCCCGGUGCGCCAAGCAAAUGUGUUUACUUCUGCUGCCCGCCAGGCCGGCGGGGAAGGGGAGUACCCUGGCCGCGCCACACUUUCGCCCCUGCAGCUUUCCAAACAAACCGAGGCGGGAUGGGAGUGUCUUCUUGGCUGUGGAACUCGAUCCUCCUACCUUGUCCUGAAGCCACCCGCUGCUUUUCCCCGGCCCUCCCUUCGUGGUGAUUUUCCUGUCCGGGACGCCCGGGAAGGGCGCGCGGCCGGUGUCCCCCCAGCCCGAAAGGUACGGGCUCGGCUGCUUUCCCGCCUCCCUGCUCCGGGGACGGAACCCGCAGGCUCCCUCUGCAUUGCACCUUCCUCCGUGAACUUGGGGGCGGCCGUGGUCACCGCGCGUCUGGCGCCAGCAGCCGAGCAGGAGGAGUUUCCCCGCAGCUCCGGAGGCGCUCGGCGCAGUCGCCUGGGAUCCGGACCCAGGCGCGGAGGGAAUCGUGCCCGCGCCGCCCCUGACCCGGGCCACCUUCCUCCGGUUUCCGCCGGCCUCGGGCUUCGGCGGCCCGAUGCGGCAGGCGCCGCAGCAGCCGGCUGGAGCGAGCGGCGGUGGGUGGAGAGCAGCGGGCCCCCAGCCGCCGAGCCCCGCACGCCUCUGCAGUCUCCGCUCCUGGGCCUUGGCCGCACUUGCAAGUGAAGAAGCAGCCCAACCCUUUGUCUU
Messenger RNA from Odobenus rosmarus divergens (Pacific walrus), 849 nucleotides. RefSeq lists its product as uncharacterized. NCBI's taxonomy places the organism in Eukaryota, Metazoa, Chordata, Mammalia, Carnivora, Odobenidae. The record is from RefSeq and is a predicted model, not a curated record. The transcript is spliced from 4 exons. The coding region runs from base 1 to 825 and encodes 274 amino acids.